AUGUGGGACGCUGGCAAGAUCACAUCAGGACCGAAGCUCCAGCCAUGGUGUGAGCAGGACCUCCAGACAACCCUCGAAGCCUGGGAUGAACUGAUGGAUGCCAUCCAAGACAAGCGGCCCAAGCCUGUGCCGCGACCGCCAACAUCUGCAUCGCUCAUCGAACAUAGUGUCGCAGCAACCUGGACAGAACAGUCUUUCCAGCAUGCCUUCCUUACCAGAGCCCGUCGCCCGGGAUUUUCAUGUCUCGCCCCCGGUAUGCAUAUGUGGUCAACUGAGUCAUUUGAAGCUGCACACGCGGCAGAGCCUCAAGACAGUGAGCGUAAACAAGUCAUCGGCACAAAACCUGACGAUCCCGAGGACUAUCAAUCAGUCCUGUCUCGCGAUCUAGCACCUACCCUGCUGUUCAUUGGUAGAGCUGUAGAGUCUACAUGGCGGGAUCCUUCAAGACCUUCGCUAAGAGACUACAAGGGCAGAGGCUCGGUCUUGAUGAAUCGCAAGGCGGGACUCUAUCUUUGUCCUUUCGAGGACUGGAGCGAUGCAGUCGUCUUCUCGGACGGAAGAGGCAGAGAGAAUGUGUUUACAUACAGAGGCUCGUGUCCAUGGAUGCCCGGCAGACCACCGGCACUGCUGCGCGACGUUCUCAGAGCCUGGAAGACAAUCGUGGUAAAAGGUCAUUGGCCGGUCAGAGACGUAGGUGUAUUUGGCAAUAUGAUGUACUUUCAUUCCCUUGGAGAUUUAGAGUCAGCCGACGUCUACUGGAAUUGGGAUAUCGCAACAUCCUUCUGA
Molecule: messenger RNA, 786 nt
Organism: Aureobasidium melanogenum CBS 110374
Lineage: Eukaryota; Fungi; Ascomycota; Dothideomycetes; Dothideales; Saccotheciaceae
Exons: 1
Coding region: 1-786 (261 amino acids)
Source: RefSeq, a predicted model, not a curated record